Xenia sp. Carnegie-2017 is the source of this 678-nucleotide messenger RNA. Its product is annotated as protein NipSnap homolog 1-like. Lineage: Eukaryota; Metazoa; Cnidaria; Anthozoa; Malacalcyonacea; Xeniidae. The coding region runs from base 1 to 678 and encodes 225 amino acids. The transcript has 6 exons. The record is from RefSeq and is a predicted model, not a curated record. Gene Ontology annotation, cellular component: mitochondrion.
AUGGCGAAGAAUCUAAUGAUUCGUCGUGUUUUUUCAAACAAAUUUUUAAACUCCUCCUAUAAGGCGUUUAUAUGUCGUGCAUAUUCAAAAGAUAAAGGGUUUUGGAGUUCUUUUGUUGAUGGAGCCUCGGACACUAGAAGCGACGCUCAUUCAAAAAUCUUGACGAAUAACGUGUUGUAUGAACUUCAAUUACAUCUUUGGGUGUACAAAAGUGGCUUUGAUGAUGUGAAUAAAGCCAAUGAUUAUCUUCAAACAAAUGAGGAAUUCAAAUUAUUUGAAAAAGAACAAUCAUCAAUGCUUCACAAGAGAUACAACCAACUGUUGUAUGGAUUUGAUUUUUGGGGUGAACCUCGUUUACGUGAAACACAAAAUGUCUAUGAGUUGAGAACUUAUCAUUUGAAGCCUGGAAGUCUGAUUGAGUGGAGGAAUAAUUGGAUUCAAGCCAUUGUACAUCGACAGAAAAAUAAUGAAGAUGUUGCUGGAUUUUUUACACAGAUUGGAGAACUUUAUGUUGUUCAUCAUUUAUGGGCCUACAGAAAUCUAAAGGUUAGAAAGGAAACACGCGAGGCUGCCUGGGAAAACCCAAACUGGGCAGAUUGUGUUGCAAAUACAGUUCCCCUGGUGAGACGAAUGGAAUCAAGAAUUAUGCUUCCAACUAAAAUAUCUCUUCUUACAUGA